This is a messenger RNA of Spodoptera frugiperda (fall armyworm), 2082 nucleotides long. It is a transcript of the gene PrBP, whose product is annotated as retinal rod rhodopsin-sensitive cGMP 3',5'-cyclic phosphodiesterase subunit delta. The transcript has 5 exons. Gene Ontology annotation, cellular component: cytoplasm. NCBI's taxonomy places the organism in Eukaryota, Metazoa, Arthropoda, Insecta, Lepidoptera, Noctuidae. Gene Ontology annotation, biological process: sensory perception of light stimulus. The record is from RefSeq and is a predicted model, not a curated record. The coding region runs from base 169 to 642 and encodes 157 amino acids.
UUUCAUAUUUCAUUUCACCUCUGACAUUUAAGGGUUGAAGGCACUUGAUUUUCUGUCAUUUUUUGUUGUGACUUGUGUAAGUUUUGUUGUGCUAAAAACUAAAUUACAAAAAUAUUGAUUCAAAUCAAGAUUUCUGUCGUGUAAUCGAGUUUUAAAUAAGUUGUAACAAUGACGGAGGUUUUACCAGCUGAAGAAAACAGAGAAGACCGUGUGGCAUCCAUUCUAAAAGGCUUUCAAGUAAACUGGAUGAAUUUGCGAGAUGCAGAUACUGGCAAGAUCCUUUGGCAGAAUAGCGAAGACAUGUCAAACCCUGACAUAGAGCAUGAGGCUCGCGUGCCCAAGCGCAUCCUGAAGUGCCGCGUCGUGUCCCGGGAAAUGAACUUCAGCUCCAUAGAGUCUAUGGACCGGUUCCGUUUAGAACAGAAAGUCCUAUUCAAAGGGCGAUGCUUGGAGGAAUGGUUUUUUGAGUUUGGCUUCGUGAUCCGCAAUUCUACAAACACGUGGCAGUCAGUUAUCGAGUCUGCUCCCGAAUCUCAGAUGAUGCCGGCUAAUGUUCUCAAUGGUAACGUCGUCAUUGAAACAAAGUUUUUCGAUGGAGAUUUGCUGAUCACAACAUCACGCGUCCGGCUAUUCUACGUGUAAUAAGUAGGCACCACAAACAAAGCAUUUACUAGUCAAACCUAAUUUUAAUGCAUUUCCUCUACAACUCUAUUUAGUUUGUUUAUGGCCCAUCACUUUACAUCAUAUCUAUUAUCUAUGGAUUCGAAAUCACAAGUGACCUUAAAUUAGGUUUCGAAAUUGGUCCCUACAGAUUUUUAAGGGCUUACAAGUACUUUUAAAAUCUAGAAUAAUGCAUUCCUUUUACUUUUAAACUAAUUGUUAAUCUCAAAUGACCUAUGUAAGCCUUUGGAAAUGGAAAAAGUCAAUUGAAAACUAUGUCUUAAGUACAUACUGAAUGUACACCUACCUAUUUGUAAUUUUGUAUUAUUUUUUAUAUAAGAAGCAUUUCUCUAAGGUACCUAUGUAAUUGCUGUGAGUUUUUGUACUGUUAUAAUAGUAGUCAGUAUUGGUUUUAUUGUCCUACAAUGUACUGCAUCUCAAACCCGCUUUGUCUUAAAGCACUUUUAGAAUAAAUGAUAUUUUGUUAGAAAAUAUUGUGAAUGUUUAGUAUUACAAAAUUUUGAUCUGGUAAAUAAUGUAUAUCGAGCUAAAGAGAUAAAAAUAACUAUAUGUGUUUAGUACCGUCGGAAUCACACAUAACUAUAGUCAGUUCACUUAGUACCAGUUUGCUUUACGUUGAACGAAACUAGAGCGCGUUCGGCUCUGAUUGGUUGGUUCAUUCGCGCCGGCCAAUCAGAGCGUCGAACGCGUUCUCGUUCAAUGUAAAGCAAACUCGUGUUAAGGCUUCUGGUCUGGACUUAUACUUUCAUAUUUCAUGUUUGGACAUGAUUCAGUAACAAACAUACACAUAAACUAUCGCAUUUAUAAUAUUAAUAAGAAAUAAUAAUAAGAUAGAUUUACAAAAUAAACAAAUGAGACACAAGUUAAUUACUCUUACUCUUUAGCUCGAUGUAUGGUAUUUAAUAGCCGAUCUGAAAUUAAUAGCCGAUCUCAAUCUCAAGAUCGAUCUAGGACUCAAUAGAAUCAGGGGCGUAGCUAGCACUGUAUCUGCUGUAUCAAUUAUACAGGGCCAUGGCCAACGUGCGUUCCGGAGAUGCGGAUUACCUAACGGGUUACCGGGGUUCCGGCUCAAAGCAGGAGUAGGAACGGGGUGGGUUUUAGUCAGUACUCACUCUCGCCUCACCCAAGGGGCGGGAGAAGUCAUUGGAUGAAACCUCCUCCCCCUCCCGCUUCUUCCCUCAACAGAACUAAUGUCCAAAGUCUUUGGAUUGAGAUUGGUGACUAAUUUCGACCGUUAUUAUAUUUGUGGAAUUAUGUAGAAAUACAUCAUUGGAUUCUAUAAUUCAAUCGUUAACAUAAUCAUAAUUGAAAUUACAGGAAAUUAAAUAUAAUUAAAUAUAUAUUUAUGAGUACUAUAGUUUGUUAGAGUUUAAGUUUUAAAUACACUUAGUAAGGUACGCA